CCAUCUCUCAGACAGCCAUGGCUACCUUCUCUCAGAGGUGAAGAAAGGAUUGAACAAUCCACGACACUGUUUUACUUCUUCAUUCGUUCGAUGGUAGCACUAUCUCUCUGUCUGGCGGAGCACGUCAACUCUAGUUGAUUCCACUAGUACCAUUUCUUUGUGUAAUUCAUAACAAUCAACAUAUCAAGUACCCAUGGCACUUGCCAUUUCUUGCCAAAAGGAGAGUUUAUUCAGCUCCAGCUUCCUGCCGCAGAGCCCAUCCUUGAUACGCAUAAAAGGCAACAAAAAUUAUCUGCCCUUUAAUAAACCCAGCAAACUCUCUCUUUCAAUUGCUUGUUCGUCUAUCAAAAUUGUUCGUAGUCCUGCACUAGACAAGCAUGUGGUUAAGCAGAACAGGAUUCGGUUUGUCCAAAAGCUGAAAACUUUACUACUUUCUAAACCAAAACACUACAUUCCACUUCAUAUACUGUCCAAAUGCCGGUCUUACCUUUCCUUGCCGAAGCCUCGCUCUAUCCUUACAAUGAUCCAUCGUUACCCAUCCAUUUUUGAACUAUUCAGGAUACCAACGCCUCCCACACCACUCAAUGCUACAAAAUCAGGAUAUCAACUUUGUGUCCGUUUAACUCCGGCUGCCGCAUCCCUUGCCACCCAAGAACUGAGUCUCAUGUCAGCUAAGUCUUCUAUCUUGGCCACCAAGCUACAGAAACUUCUCAUGCUCUCUUCCCAUCGUCGGCUGCUUUUGUCUAAACUUGUUCACAUUGCCCCAGAUCUUGGCCUCCCUCCAAAUUUUAGGUCCCGCCUCUGCAAUGACCAUCCAGACAGAUUCAAGAUUGUGGAUACCUCAUAUGGCAGAGCACUUGAGCUUAUUGAAUGGAAUUCGGACCUGGCAAUUCCACUAAAAUCUCCUGAAGUUAACCGUGGGUUGAUUGUAGAUAGGCCUUUAAAAUUCAAGCAGCUGAGACUUCGGAAGGGGCUGAAUUUGAAGAGACGUCACCAUGAUUUUUUGAUCAAGUUUAGAGAAUUGCCUGAUGUCUGCCCUUAUAACAGCCACAUGGAAGACUUUGCCAAAACAUCCACUGAGGCGGAGAAAAGAGCCUGUGCAGUGGUAAGAGAGGUAUUAGGAAUGAUGGUUGAGAGGAGGACAUUAGUCGAUCAUUUGACGCAUUUCAGGAAAGAAUUUGAGUUACCAAACAAGUUGAGGGCAAUGAUUGUGAGGCACCCAGAGUUAUUCUAUGUAAGCUUGAAAGGCUUGAGGGACUCUGUGUUGUUGGUGGAGGCUUUUGAUGACAAAGGUGUGCUUUUAGAGAAAGAUGAUGCUGCGGUGAUAAAAAAUCAGCUAAUGCAAUUGGCUGCUGAAGGAAAAAAGAUGAGACGAGAAAUGAGAAAGCCCAGCAUUAACAGUGAGGUUGUCAGUGAGGAUGAUGAUUACAAUGGUGAAGAUAGUGAUUAUGAUGAUGGUUUUGAGAAUUUGUUCGAGUCUGAAGAUUCCGAUCUUGAUUAUGAUUUUGGCAAUGAAAAUGGUGAAAUCAAUGAGUUGUCAAUUAAGGAGGAGAAUGAAGAGUUCUGGACUGCAAAUGAUUCCCUCGUCAAUAUUGCUGAAGAAGCAAAAUGGAAAGAACCAUGGUAAAGAUGAAUGAUUUCCUAAAGUUUUGAAUAGCAUAUACCUGAUUAACAUAGCAAGCACAAUACAAACUGGUAAAGGGUGCUUGCCCUAGCAUGGUCCAUCACCACUUAGAAGGGAACAGUGUCUGUCUCUUACCUGGAACCACCAAGAUUAAAAACUCGAACCACAACAUGUGAACUUGGUCUGUCGAACUCACACCAGAAGAAAUGGCUGAACGUUUUAGAAUUCAUUGCCUCCAAAGAUGCCAUAAGGGGAGACAGAUACACAUCCAGCUGUGCUCCCUACAAGAAGUCUGAAACUUUACACCUCUCUUCGGGGGGCAACCUGAAUCAAGGCAUGUCUUUAUCCAUAUCUAUUCCACUUACAGUCUGUUCUUAACUUUGUAUAAUGUCUUUGGGAUUACUGUACCUGUGAAUAGCUUUGCUCUGUGAGAUGUCAUGGACAUUUUGUUCUGGAACU
Molecule: messenger RNA, 2083 nt
Organism: Rubroshorea leprosula
Lineage: Eukaryota; Viridiplantae; Streptophyta; Magnoliopsida; Malvales; Dipterocarpaceae
Source: the annotation of a GenBank genome assembly